AAUAAAUCCUCCAACGUUUUUUUCAUUAUAUGAGCUUUCCGUUAGUCCAGGCCAUGAAAAUACAGACGGAAGAAUUGGCGCGCUCUCUCGUUCUCUCUGCUAUGCGUUUUCUGAGAUUCUGAUCCGUUGGUUGGUUGGAUGUUUAGCUUCUUGCUCAGUGGAACGGCUGCAAAGCAUGACUGCUACGGCCUUUUUCAAUAAAAAUAGUCUUAAGACCCUAUGAAACUGGAGUCUCGGUUUCCAUUUACACACGGACCCGGACAAUUUAGGGAAGAAAAGUGUGGGGACUUAAAAUUACUGUUGAGGGAGGAAUCUGCUGACGGUGUAAUAAUGGAAACUUUGACCAGCUCAAACGCAUGGGCGAGAGAAAAUGCUUCCGAAAUUUCCAUUCUGAGUCAGAAAACUCGCCAGUCUUCACAUGCAUUCAGAAAUCUCAGUGAUCUACUCACCGCUAGAUCCGGGUUUGUUCAUGAUAAAGGCGUUGAAUGUCAAGGUUUCUCCAUUCGUGAAUAUGUGAUGAAAGUGAGGAGCGUGAACAUAAGGAAGUGUUGGCCUUUUUCGGAGGGUUUGCUGGAAGAUGGAUUAAACGGAGGUGUAGAGCAUCUGCUUCCGCCUCUUAACAGGCCUUAUAACAAAGCCUGCGCCUGUCAAAAUUGUGCUGAGGAACAAAGGAACCUUGAGACCUCGUUUCAGAAAUCGCAGCUUCAUGGUGAUCCGCCAGAAAGUUGUUUCAGCACGGUCGAUGGAACAAAAGACAGGCAAAUGACCGUCUGUUUAAGUCCUUGUUCAGAAGCGGCUCUCAACAUUUCUAAGGAUCUGGAAGAGCAAAUACGAAAACUGAGCACAGUUCAAAUCUCCGGACAGGACGAGAGCGGUGCUGAAGGAGAAGAUGAUAAACAGAAAAAGGAACCUAAAGAUGCCAGAUUUGGACGGCCAUUUUUCAGAGCAGAGUCUUCGAAUAUUGGAACCCUAGAUUGUACUACGCAGUCUGCCGGAGAUGGGAAGCCGGCACGAGAGCACAAAAAAGAAGAGGCUGUCACCAACGAUACGGCAGUCGAAAACCAGGACGGGAAACCGGAUACUGCUAUAUGUAAAGAUUCCCCAAAAGAAAGGCAGGGUCGGAGUUUCAGAUUUGAUUUGACGGAAAGCGAUUGCCAGAUAUUUAUGGAUGUAGGUAUCCGUGAAGAAACAGAAAAGGCCAAAGAAGUAGCGCACGACCAGGUACCAGGAGGAUCCCUAUCGAAGCAAUCUGAGAGAAGCAAUAUUGAAAAUCUAAAUUCUCAAGCAAUUAAAACUGAGUCCGUUACGCAAAGUCUUUCUAACAUUAGCAAUGAUGAAGUUUCAGCAAUCAAAAUUAUCUGCCCCGUUUGCAAGACAUUCAGUUCAGCCACAAUAACAGCUGUGAACGCUCAUAUUGAUGAUUGCCUUGCCCAAGCAUCUAAGGCAGAGAAGAGACACGAUAGAAUGCAAAAUCACAAGUCAAGGAAACAGAAGAAGCGGUCAAUUGCUGAUAUCUGUGCUGUUGCUCCACCAAAUCAUACUCAUUUUGAUGACCUACAAAACUUGGGGACGAGAGAAUCAGUGGGUUCACCCACACCUAAUUGCAAGCUAAAGAAAACUAUUGGGACGGUACAAAGAGGUUUAGCAAGUGCUAUUUGUGAUGACUUGCCAAGUUUCAAGUGCAAGCGAAAGAGGGCAAGUCGGGGUAGUUCACUUAUUCAGCACGGAAAAUCCGGAAAUGGAGGAGCUGGAGCAGCUGGAUCGUUGGACACGAAAAGGAAACGUCCACAUCUUGGUAUAAUACCCAGUAUUUCGAAAGGAGUUGAGGAUCUUAGAAUGCCAUUGGCUGCUUCUCAUUGCCCAAGAACUGAUCAUGGUGUGGAACAUCAUCUAAGUAUAGAAGAAGAAUCCAGAGAUUUGAAUUUUGAGCAAUCACAAAGCACGGAAGUGAAUCAAGUACAGAAUUGUGAUUUACUUACCAAUCAUCAUCAACUCUCUGACAAGCGUAUGGACCAUAUUCACUCUGUAUGUAUGUUACCUAAAGAGGAGAGGACCAAGGAAGGCAUAAUUUCUAAUUGCACCACACAAGUAGAUGAAAGUGGAAUGAUACUUGGAGAUGAUAACACUGUAGAUCCAUCUGUAAAGCCCACAAUGGCAACUUCUGCUACUGAUGUUCACCAUUCAUGUGUGAUGAGUGACACAAAGAUUCUGAGGAAUGAUUUACAUAAUUCUAACAAUGAGCAGUCCAAUAUUUUGUGUGAUGGUACCAGAUUGCAUGUAGAAGAAACAUCCAGAAAAGGAGAUCCAAAUUUGGUGAACUUGUCGAACAAGUCUCCUGUAAACAAAAUGCUUACAUCUUUCAAUCCAGAAAAUGCAGGGGAAGCUCAGAAAUCAAAUGGCAUCUAUGAAAAAUUGGAAUGUCGUGUCAUGGACUCCCUCAAGGAAGACUGCCCUUUGAUAGAGACAGAGAUUUCUGAUAGCCCUGCUGAACCUGUUAGAUCCGAGUAUAAAUUUGUUGCUAAGACAGAUAUAAUAAAUGUCCAGGUUGAAAAUACAAAAAAUAUUUUGGGUGAUGCAAGCACUAGCAGUAGUCUGUCCAUCCAAAGUUUUGAGAGGGGAAAAGAAAGCCCUAUGGAAAAUGGAAGAGUUAUUUGGGAUACCAGAAAGGUAACAGAAGGGGGUCACAUUCAAAAUAUUCAAUUGGAUCUCAACAAAAAGGCAUGUGUUAUUCCAAGAGAUUUUAAAGGACGUUUCCUUAGUUCUCACAGUACCGAUGGGAGCCAAGAUGAUAGUCUUUAUCCUCAAUGUAAUCAAGCACCCAGGCGUAAAUCUACAAAGCCACCCAGGAGUUUGCUUAACAGUUCUGUAAAGGAGGAAUAUAACAAUGUGGAAGCACACCUAUCUGAAAAUGGGAAUGCAAAGGACCGUGUAGAUUUAAGCAUCCAUGGAAAUUGUUCUGUUAACGGUUCCAUAGGUUUACCCCUGGAUUCAGAAAAGGAACUUGUCAAGCCAAUCUCCUAUAGUGGACAAGGAUUUAAUCAACGAUACAAGAUUCCAAAUUAUGCAGUUUCUAAUCAGCCACAAGGUACACAGCGAGAUUUCAAUUUUGUGGAAAGCAGUAAAACUUGUCAUGAUGCUACUUCAGUUAACCAACCUCUUCAAACAUGGAGUUCUAAAUGCCUAUCGCAGGAGAACUACUCCAUUCAGUUUAAACAGCCUGACUAUCAGCAAGAGUACUCAGUAUCUAAUACUAAUCAGUCAAACCCUGAUAAGGGCCUUUCAGAACACUCUUCUCUGCCUGACAAGAUCCAAACCAGUAAAAUGUUGUGUGAAAGUCCAAGUCUUGGAAUCGCCAGUUCAUCAAUCGCAUCACCGGAUGCAUUCUCAAUGUUUGCUAUGCAAUCAAAUGUGCAGUCUGAAUACAAUGAAGAUCAGAGUCAAAAAGCUUCAUCGUUAGAGAAAAUUCAUCCUCAGUUGGAUAUCACAAAACGGAAACAAUCUACCACUCAACCAGUCAUGAGGUUAAUGGGACAAAGUUUUAUAAUUGGGGAUAAAAAUGAAUUCAAGAAUUCCUUUAAGCAUCCUCAGCAGUGCAAUACCACAGACACAGACACACAAACUCCUAGCAGAAGCCCCAUGGGAGCCACAACAUGUGUCUCUUCUACUAUGCAGAGGAUGACAGCUUACAUUGGUUGUUGCACAGCAUGUAAUACAGGUCAAUUUGGUCUUCCAUGUCCUGAAGGUAAUGCUUUGUGCCCACAUUGUAGAGUAAAAACAAAUACAUCAAAAAGUAUUCAGCAUAACUUCAAAGAAGCACAUAGUCUGGGUGUUAUGGAAAGUAUUGCAAACCAUCAAAAUAGAACAUUCGAUAACAAUGUUCCGAAACUGGUAGAAAGAAAGGUGUCGACAAAUUAUGUUCAUGGGCAUUCUUUAAAAGAACGAAGCUAUUCUGGUAAAGCUUGGAUAUCCAAUCUUCCAUUCUCAGCUCCCAAAGCUAAUAUGCUUAUUUCUCCUGUCAGGGACUUGUGUAACAAGACAGACCUAAAUAAGGGACACAAAAUAAAAUAUAAAGAUUCUCAUGUAAGUAAUUGGGAUUGCUCUGUACAGAAACAGACUUACAGACAGCUGUUGGAUUCGUGUUUAGAGAAGAGCGCAUUCCAAAAACAAGAGUCCAAUGGUUGGUCAUACACCAGUAGUUCAUGUUCUCCUCAAAUCUAUUCUGAUGUAUGCAAAUCAUCGUCCUGUCCCAUUGACAACUUUGGUCACUUGUCUGGCCCUCCACAUUCUUUUACCUGUGCCAUUGCUCAUAUACCUUAUUUUCCAUUUAAAAAGCAAGCUCACUGCCAAAUACCUUCCUCCUAUGCAUCUAUUGCCGAUUCUCCAACGUUGGUGAUGCCAGACCAAUACAUCUAUUCACCAAUUACUUCAGAUAAAAGUGAUGAACUGGUAUUGAAAUUUCCCAUGAUUACUACCAUAAAAACAAAUGAUACUAUCCAUCAGAAACUGGGAGUAACAGAUGCUGCUAUUGCUGACAGAAAGCGCAAAGGCAAUCCAAGGACAAGAGAGUUUGUUACAGAGACAAAAGGAUUGCUUGGAAAAUGCAUUUCUGAAAAGCAUGAAGACUGUGGGACAGAUCCAAUGGAGAAGUCUGUUACAUUCUCAGAAACAGAGGACAUGCACAAACGAAAGAGAGUAAUAAAUCAGGGAAUAUUUCCUUCCAAUGUAGCUUCUAAACAUCUCAGAAGACCAGAAAAAACAAAAAGUAACAUGUUGGGCUUCAGGCACAGUGAAAUAUCCAGAACGAAUAAGACCAGGGUUGAAUCUUCAAGUGAUGGAGGAAACUCCUCGAGCAUGGUGGAGAAUGAAUCGAUAUUGAACGUUCCUUCUCAUGCCGGGUUCUCUCAAAAUUGCCCGGAAAAUGAAAGUGAGUUAUUCAUGAAACCCGAUAACAAGUGUACAGAGACAAAAGCAUCAACAACUGAAUUGCAUUGUUCAAAUGCAGGAUCAUCACUCAAAUUUACAGAACCAAAGAAAUUAAUUGGAGGCAUGAAGCACAUACGGAAACCCUUUCCUCAAAAUGGAAAUGGAAAGCAAUUCUUGCCUAUGCAUUUUACUCUGCCAUAUGCUGAAACAAGUGCGGGGGAAAGAAACAAAAUUUGGAAAAUGUAAGCGUAUACAGAUAUACUGACCAAGAAUCGAGCUCACCUGGUAUCAACAUUGACGAAGACGAUGAGCACUAGCAAUUCCCAUUGGCAGUAGCAAUAAUAGAUUGGAGAAGUUAGUAGCCCAAACCAUAGUUCAUAGACAGAUGGUGCCUGUAAUUAAUUAUACUGUUAUAUUUUAUUUUUAUGAAUGUCUAUUAAUUUUCUAAAGUUUGAAGGUAGGAGUUUUGAUGAAAUAGAAUAAAUUUUGUUUCAGUACUA
Molecule: messenger RNA, 5423 nt
Organism: Cryptomeria japonica (Japanese cedar)
Lineage: Eukaryota; Viridiplantae; Streptophyta; Pinopsida; Cupressales; Cupressaceae
Exons: 4
Coding region: 220-5169 (1649 amino acids)
Source: RefSeq, a predicted model, not a curated record